CUGUAAAAGUGCAGUGCUGUUUCAUGCCGCUAGAUGCCUCUGUAUCACAAACCUAUAUCUCUGUUUCUUGAGCUCUAUGUUGUUAAUACAAAACAUUACAGAUGAAUUGUCAUGACAGUUACACACGUUAGUCACAGCAGCUUAUCAAAUAAGGUUUAUAUACUAACUGCAUCCAUCAUUUUGGCAGGAAAUGGAAGCUUCCAACAACACGGGUCAAAGUAGUACGAGGGAUAUUUGUUUUAUUGUUUAAAUAUCUUGACUAGUGGUAAGAGAAGAAACAUUCCCAUUCCACCUCGGGACUUCUUUUUAAAGGCACAAGCUUAAAGCAGGUGGAGUCAAACAGCGACAUGUGACGAGGCGUGGAGUAUUAUAGAGGAAGAAGCAAUCAUAUUGUCACAAAGGUUGGUUAUGGAGACGGGUUAUUUAGCGGUGCCCAAGAACAGUACAGAGGAAUUUGAAUAGAUUUUUUUUUUAAUUCACCAUGGAGCUUAAUGGUAUACUGAGUGGAUAUCAGAUUGAUGUUCUUUCCACUGAGUACUUAGUGUUACUUACUCCCAGUGUGAUUGGGAGUUUUUCUGUCCUGGUGGUUUCCGUGGUGAGAUGGAGGCACUUAAAAGAGCAGGUGCACCUCCUGGUGCAGCUCUCUCUGGCAGACCUCCUGGCUGCUCUGAUCCUCAUGUCCACCAGUGUCAUGAAUAAAGUUAGCAUCGACAACAGUGUAGCCGUCUGCCAAUACAGCCUGCCGCUGUCACUGACAUUUUACUUCAUUUCAUUUCUGCUGGUGGCGGUCUACGCAUGGAAGUCGAGGAACCCAAUCCAAGGAUGGAGAGCCAGACCCACAGAGGAUGAGGGGGUGCAAAUUCAAUGUAGAAGGAAAAUAGUGGCUCUACCUCUAUAUGGCAUUGUUUGGUUGAUCCCCAUCGUAAUGUACUUAGCAUAUGUGCUCACUCCCUUCAUAAAAUACACCUCACUGUUUCCGGUCAGCGGCAGUUCAGCGAUCGUUCGUAAUGAUACAAAAUACUGCACCAGUUGUAUCUUGUUCCUGCAUGUCUGGAGGGAUUCCUGCUCUGAUGAUGAAAGAAUUCAUGACACGUUCAUCAGAGUUUUUCUUUUCCUCGUUGUGAUACCAGUGAUGUUGUCUUGCUCUGUCAUUUACUAUAAGGUUGGGAAAUGGUAUGAAAGAAAUGAGCAGGAAGGGCUAUUUCCUGUGGAGGGAGAUGGACGUUCAAGAAGGAGAAUCAAAGGAGUUUUUUCCACAGCAAGAAAUAUGGUGCUAGUCAUCUUACUCAGCUGGGCACCAGCUCUCUUCCUCAUUCUACUAUCUACCCUGAUGAUCUGGACAAACAUUGAACAACGCAGCCUAUUUGGCAUUUAUAUGAUACAGGCCGCAAGUGUGUCUUUGCAAGGCUUCCUGAACAGCAUGGUUUACGCUUGGAGGCGACCCAACUUCACGGAGGCCGUUUUUGGGGAGAAUACACCCCUUGUGGCACAGCAGCACUUGGCCUUCUUUGAUGAAUCACUGAGAAGCUCAUUUUGAUUGCAGACCCUAAACGUUCGGAGCGACAUUCUUUGUGCUGCAGAAACGACCUCCUGGCCUGAGGCAGCGUGACCCCGUGGCUGCACACUUCAUGUAUUUGAAUGAAUGUAGACUGAAACAUAUGAUCUCAUUUCUGAGCCAAGGAUGAAAGGAAAUGAAAAAGAUGAAGGACACACAAAAGCUCUUAAUGAAAACAAAAACAGAUGCAGUUUUUCUCUGCGUAUUCAAGCAUUUUUUUUGUAUGAAUGGGAACAAAACGAUUUCUGGAGGAAUUGUAGGAUUGUGUUGUAUUUAUAUACGUGCUAUUAAUGUACUGUUUUGUUCGGGAUUAAAAAUGCUGUUAAGAAUUAUGAAA
Messenger RNA from Gasterosteus aculeatus aculeatus (three-spined stickleback), 1892 nucleotides. RefSeq lists its product as uncharacterized. NCBI's taxonomy places the organism in Eukaryota, Metazoa, Chordata, Actinopteri, Perciformes, Gasterosteidae. The record is from RefSeq and is a predicted model, not a curated record. Gene Ontology annotation, biological process: adenylate cyclase-activating G protein-coupled receptor signaling pathway. Gene Ontology annotation, cellular component: plasma membrane. Gene Ontology annotation, molecular function: G protein-coupled receptor activity.